Gordionus sp. m RMFG-2023 is the source of this 2745-nucleotide messenger RNA. RefSeq names its product U3 small nucleolar RNA-associated protein 6 homolog. Lineage: Eukaryota; Metazoa; Nematomorpha; Gordioida; Chordodea; Parachordodidae. Gene Ontology annotation, cellular component: Pwp2p-containing subcomplex of 90S preribosome; small-subunit processome. Gene Ontology annotation, molecular function: snoRNA binding; protein binding. The transcript has 5 exons. Bases 390 to 2669 code for a protein of 759 amino acids. The record is from RefSeq and is a predicted model, not a curated record. Gene Ontology annotation, biological process: maturation of SSU-rRNA from tricistronic rRNA transcript (SSU-rRNA, 5.8S rRNA, LSU-rRNA).
AAAAAUAUUUCGCAAAUAAGAUAAGAUUUAGGAUGAGAAUAUUUUAAAUAAAUGUUAUCCCAUUCCCAAUUCGAUAAAAUAGGAAAGAUAUCUGUCGCAUUUACUAGUUGUCAGAACGAAAUACUUGUAUAUGGAAAAUGUAUAUCUGAAAAUAUAAAUAUUAAAAAAGAUACUUGCUCUAAAGAAUUUCACAAUCUCAAAAAUUGUUUUUUAAAAAGGACAAAGAUUAGAUAGUUAAACAAAGAUCUUUCCUAAAUUAUCCUGUGGUUGCCAAUAACGCGCUUUCCUUUUUCCACAAAGUAAACGAGUAACGGUAACGCGUCCAGACUAACGAGUAACGUGUUUUUUGAAAUAUAAUCAUUUGUUAGUAUACCCACAAAUAUUCUUCAAUGGCCGAAUUUGUGCAAUUGCGCUUAGAAGAAAGUUUAAAUGAAUUUGAAUCAUUAAAAAGUUGUUUAUUAUUUGAUACCAAAGAGGUAAACGUGAUUAUAAAUCGGAGGAGGGGACAUGAAUAUAAAUUGCGGCGAAAACUUAAAUCGAAAAGUGAUUAUUUAGAUUACAUUAGUUAUGAAAAAAAUCUAUUGGCUUUGGUCGAAAUAAGAAGGAAUAAAUUUACCGUCAAAAAAUCCGGUCUUGAAAGCUCUAAUAAGAAAAGUAAUAUAAGCAGCCAAAAUCCAUGUAGAAAAGCUCAUUUAAAAGAAACUUUGAUAGAACGCGGUAUAGUCAAUAGGAUUCAUAGGAUAUAUAGAGAAGCAUUAAAGAGAUAUCCACAAGCCUUAGAUAUAUGGAAAGAACGUUUAGAUUUCGCCAAAGAAAGAGUUGCCGUGUUAGAAGAUAUUGAGAAUGGUCUAAAAUUAAAAAAGGAAACCAAGCUUAAAGGAAUUAAUAAAAAUAGAAUUUUAGGAAAAAUUGAGAAGGUCGGCAAACGUAUGGCUAUAGCCGAGGGUAAAGUUACUUCAAUUUAUGGUGAUCUUAUAGGUGUUCAAUCCAAAGAAGUUUGGAUUUGGGCUGAGGCAGCGUCGUGGCAAUUCGACAGAGAUAUGAGUUGUAUUGAUAAAGUCAGGAUGCUCCUAAGAAAAGCUUUAAGAAAUUUUGAAAUCGAAACAGACGAAGAGGACAAAAUAGUACAUAAUCCAACAUCUUCAAAAAUAAAUAACGGCAAUACUAAUACAGCUCUCAUAUGGUUAACUUAUUUUAGAAUAGAAAUGUUAUAUUGUCAUAAAAUGAGGAAGAGAUCCCAAAUAUUAUUUUUCGAUAAUAAAUCAUCCAAAUGUACGCAAUCUAACAAUAGCACAUCGAUCAAACUAGUAGUAAAUGCUGCUUCUGAAACACAACAGAUCGAUCAAGAUAAAAUGGAUAUUGAUAUAGAAACUAGAUUGGAUCCUAUCACCAAUGGCGAAAUGAUUUGCCUUAUUUACAGACACGCGCUUACUUCCGAGCUCAAAUCUAGGCCCCAAUUUGUGUUAGAUCUCGUUAAUAUAAUCAAGGAAUACUCUUUUGCCGAAAAAUUAAUAUUACCUGGGUUUCUAGAGUUUAUAAAUGCCAAUCAAAACAUCUACUAUUUUGUUAUCGCUAAAAUAAUCCUCACUGUAAAAUAUGGUGAAAAUUUUACCACGAAUAACGGCGAGAUCGAGGGAGAUGGUGGUUCAGAUAAAUUAUUAUCGGCUUUGCGGAUUAUUCGAUGUGCAUUAAAAAAUCACGACAGAGAACAGAUAGAGAAAUUUGUAUUAUUUUGUUUAGAAUUUUUAUUUGAACAUAAACAAAUUUUCGUUGAUCAAACUAUAAUUGAUUCUAGUGUCAUGGAUCAUUGCAAUACCAUUUUCUUAGAGAUCGGUGAUAUAUUAUUGAAUCAGUUAAAUUUGCCAAAUUCGCAAUUUUGUUGGGAAAGGUUUUUGGGAUUUUUACAAAUUGUGUACGAAACAUCGAACGAACUUCAUCUUACUGAGCAUUUAACAUUUUUUAAAGGGAAAAGAAAUUUUUUAAGGCAAGCUAUUAAAAAAAGUAUAGAGUUAUAUCCGAAUUGUCCUCUUUUUUGGCAAAUUUAUAUAAAAUAUAAUAUCAACAAAAUAAAUAACGAUGACUUGCUUAGGAUAUUUGAUAAUGCCUUACUCAAUCUGAAAGAAAAUCAAACACUAAAUAUAUGGCUCCUUGUUCUACGAUGGGCAAACGAAACAUCAUUUGAAAAUAAUCUUAUGAUUCUAGAUAAUCAAGAAGGCAAAGACCAAUUUCAUUAUUUAAUCGCCAAAGCUUUGACAACAUUAUCAUGCUCGGAAGUGUUAGUGCCCAUUAAAUUAUUUUAUUUAGAAUAUCUAUGGGGAAAGAAAGGAAUAGACAGCGCGUCGAAAAUAUAUGAGGAUUGUCUUCGAAAUAGACCAUACACUUACGAAUUGUUUCGUAAAACUAUAGAAUUAUUUAAAAUUUCUCUAAAUUUGUCCACCAAAAAAUUUCAACAUGAUAAGUUACUCGAACAAAUCUUUUGUGAUGCCUUGCGAAAUUUUGGUCAAGAAGAGCCAACCUUAUGGAUGGAUUAUAUUAUAUUUAAGCGUGAACAAAAGAAUUAUAUGUUUGAUAAAGAUUAUUUUCUCUAUGACAAGGCAAUUAAAAAUUUAAAUUUAGAUAAAAUUGAGGAUUUUAUUAAAAUGUAUACCAUAACAAAUACUUACAAAUAAUAAUCAUAUAUCCUGUAAAUUAUUUUCUAUUUGAAUGUUUUUGAGAUCCUUGUAAUAAAAAAGAUUUCUUGACGUA